GCGGGAAGGGAUCGGGGCAAAAGGCAAAAAGGAUAAGCAUUUUUGCUGAAAAAUUACAUAGCUACAGCGACUAAACUAAUUGAAGUGUUUUUGAUGUGUGAUUAAAAAACAAUUUGCAGACCACAAAUCACAUGAUGAAUGGGUCACGAAUAUGUCGGAUUUUACUUUAUUUUUUGUUUUUUCGAGCCACGCUUUGUCAGCGGAGUUAUUUCGAUCCGAAAAUAAACAUCACAGAGAUGUUUAUGAUGGGCGACGAUGUCAAUAAUGGCUUCAAUAUGAACGACGACCAAAUUGUAAAGUUCAUCAAGCCUCUCGACAGGGGGCCCUACUUCGAUACAUCAGCCACCAAGAAUGUGACAUCAUUGGUGGGCAAAACGGGGCAUCUCAACUGUCGUGUCAGGAAUCUGGGCAAUAAAACGGUAUCCUGGAUACGGCACAGGGACCUUCAUCUUUUGACUGUGGCUGAGAGCACGUACACAUCGGACCAAAGAUUCACUUCAAUCUACAAUAAGCAAACUGGCGAUUGGUCUUUGCAGAUCAAAUUUCCCCAAUUAAGAGAUUCGGGAGUUUACGAGUGUCAAGUUUCAACGACACCUCCUGUUGGCUAUACAAUGAUAUUUUCAGUUGUUGAGCCCAUCACAAGUAUUCCGGGAGGUCCCGAGCUAUACAUUGAUUUGGGCUCCACAGUUAACCUGACUUGUAUUGUGAAGCAUCUUCCGGAUCCACCGCUAAUGGUGCAUUGGACCCACAAUAAUCAGGAGAUCAACUACGAUUCACCUCGAGGUGGAGUAUCAGUUAUUACCGAGAAGGGUGAUAUAACCACAUCAUAUCUUUUAAUACAACGCGCCCAAAUAUCCGAUUCUGGCAGAUAUUCCUGCAUGCCAUCGAAUGCAAAUGCCAAAUCGGUUAAUGUCCACAUUUUAAAUGGAGACCACCCGGCCGCGGUUCAAGGAGCCAACUCGUUUGUCGGGCUUAGUUUAAAUGCGCUAGUUUUUAUAAUGGUUUUUGCACAUGUAUAAGAUUAUUAAAUAAUUAUAAACGUAAUUUUAUUGUAAAUAUAUA
Messenger RNA from Drosophila nasuta, 1062 nucleotides. It is a transcript of the gene dpr21, whose product is annotated as defective proboscis extension response 21. NCBI's taxonomy places the organism in Eukaryota, Metazoa, Arthropoda, Insecta, Diptera, Drosophilidae. The transcript has 7 exons. Gene Ontology annotation, biological process: synapse organization. Bases 132 to 1019 code for a protein of 295 amino acids. Gene Ontology annotation, cellular component: neuron projection membrane. The record is from RefSeq and is a predicted model, not a curated record.